Peromyscus leucopus (white-footed mouse) is the source of this 5513-nucleotide messenger RNA. It is a transcript of the gene Znf609, whose product is annotated as zinc finger protein 609. Gene Ontology annotation, cellular component: nucleus. The record is from RefSeq and is a predicted model, not a curated record. Gene Ontology annotation, biological process: regulation of transcription by RNA polymerase II. Lineage: Eukaryota; Metazoa; Chordata; Mammalia; Rodentia; Cricetidae.
GGGGCCGCGGCCCGGAUGGCGGCCCGGGACGCGUAGCAGUGGCGGCUCUGCGGCCCGGGGCCCCGGGCGGGCGGAGGUGGCGGCUCCCGGGACCGGCCGCGCGCAAUGAUGGUGUCCACUGGACAUGCACUGACCAAGGAGACAGAUCUGAGAACAUAGCUGAAGCUGAAAAUAGGAAAGCUGGGGGCAAGGAAGAGCCUUGAAUCUUGAGGUGGGACGUUGACUCUAAGAUGUCCUUGAGCAGUGGAGCCUCCGGAGGGAAAGGAGUGGAUGCGAACCCGGUUGAGACAUACGACAGUGGGGAUGAAUGGGACAUUGGAGUAGGGAAUCUCAUCAUUGACCUGGACGCCGAUCUGGAAAAGGACCAGCAGAAACUGGAAAUGUCAGCCUCGAAGGAGGUGGGGAUACCAGCUCCCAAUGCUGUGGCCACACUACCAGACAACAUCAAGUUUGUGACCCCAGUGCCAGGUCCUCAAGGAAAGGAAGGCAAAUCAAAAUCCAAAAGGAAUAAGAGUGGCAAAGACACAAGCAAGCCCACUCCAGGGACUUCCUUGUUCUCUCCAAGUGAGGGAGCAGCAAACAAGAAAGAUGCGCAGGGUCGCUCUGGAGAGGGCACCAACACAGGAGGCCUGGCUGCUGCUCUGGGCCCCAAGGGCUCGGAGAAGGCUGCUAAGGCGUCGCGCAGUGUGGCUGGCUCCAAAAAGGAGAAGGAGAACAGCUCAUCUAAGAGCAAGAAGGAGAGGAGUGAAGGUGUGGGGACUUGUUCGGAAAAGGAUCCUGGGGUCCUCCAGCCAGUGCCCUUGGGAGGACGGGGUGGUCAGUAUGAUGGAAGUGCAGGGAUGGAUACAGGAGCCGUGGAACCACUUGGGAGUAUAGCUAUUGAACCUGGGGCAGCGCUCAAUCCUUUGGGAACUAAGCCGGAGCCAGAGGAAGGGGAGAAUGAGUGUCGGCCACUAAAGAAAGUCAAGUCUGAAAAGAUGGAGUCCCCCGUCUCCACCCCAGCGGUGCUGCCGCUGCACCUUUUAGUGCCAGUGGUCAAUAAUGACAUCUCAUCUCCCUGUGAGCAGAUCAUGGUCCGUACCCGAUCAGUUGGAGUCAAUACCUGUGAUGUGGCUCUAGCUACAGAGCCUGAGUGCUUAGGCCCCUGUGAACCUGGAACCAGCGUCAACCUUGAAGGCAUCGUGUGGCAGGAAACAGAAGACGGGAUGUUGGUGGUAAAUGUGACAUGGAGGAACAAGACAUACGUAGGUACACUUCUUGACUGCACAAGGCAUGAUUGGGCACCCCCAAGGUUCUGUGACUCCCCCACCAGUGACUUGGAAAUGCGUAACGGUCGAGGACGAGGCAAGCGCAUGCGUCCCAACAGUAACACGCCUGUCAAUGAGACAGCCGCAGCCUCCGACAGCAAAGGGACCAGCAACAACAGCAAAACCCGAGCAGGAGCCAACAGCAAAGGCCGCCGGGGCAGCCAGAACUCCUCAGAGCAUCGCCCCCCAGCUAGCAGCGCCUCGGAGGAUGUCAAGGCCAGCCCUUCCUCAGCUAAUAAGCGGAAAAACAAGCCUCUUUCAGAUAUGGAACUGAAUUCUAGCUCCGAGGACUCCAAAGGAAGCAAACGUGUCCGCACAAAUUCCAUGGGCUCAGCCACCGGGCCACUCCCUGGGACCAAGGUGGAACCCAGUGUUGUGGACAGAAAUUGUCCCUCCCCAGUCCUGAUUGACUGUCCCCACCCAAACUGCAACAAAAAGUACAAGCACAUUAAUGGACUUAAGUAUCACCAAGCUCAUGCCCACACGGACGAUGACAGCAAACCGGAAGCUGAUGGAGACAGUGAGUAUGGAGAAGAGCCCGCCCUCCAUGCGGACCUCAGCGGCUGCAACGGUGCAUCUGUCUCACAGAAAGGAUCCUUGUCCCCUGCCCGCUCAGCUACCCCCAAAGUUCGGCUGGUUGAGCCUCAUAGCCCUUCCCCUCCAAGCAAGUUCAGCACAAAAGGCCUCUGUAAGAAAAAACUGAGUGGGGAGGGAGACACAGACCUUGGGGCCUUAUCCAAUGAUGGUUCUGAUGAUGGACCCUCAGUGAUGGAUGAAACAAGCAACGAUGCCUUCGACUCUCUGGACAGGAAGUGUGUGGAAAAAGAAAAAUGUAAAAAGCCCUCCAGUUUGAAACCUGAAAAGAUUCCAUCCAAGAGCUUAAAGUCAGCCCGGCCCAUUGCCCCUGCCAUACCCCCACAGCAGAUCUACACUUUCCAGACGGCCACCUUCACAGCAGCAAGCCCUGGCUCCUCCUCAGGCUUGACCACCACAGUGGUCCAAGCCAUGCCCAACAGCCCCCAACUCAAGCCCAUUCAGCCCAAGCCCACUGUGAUGGGGGAGCCCUUCACAGUCAACCCUGCCUUGACCCCUGCCAAGGACAAGAAAAAGAAAGACAAAAAAAAGAAGGAAUCAUCAAAGGAACUUGAAAGUCCUCUGACCCCUGGGAAGGUGUGCCGAGCAGAAGAAGGUAAAAGCCCGUUCAGAGAAUCAUCAGGGGAUGGAAUAAAAAUGGAGGGGCUUCUCAAUGGCUCCUCAGACUCCCACCAAAGCCGCUUAGCGAGUAUCAAGGCUGAAGCUGAUAAGAUUUACAGUUUUACAGACAAUGCCCCCAGCCCUUCAAUUGGAGGCAGCAGCCGCCUAGAUAGCACUACCCCAACCCAACCUACUCCCCUACAUGUAGUGACCCAGAAUGGUGCUGAAGCCAGUUCAGUCAAAACCAAUAGUCCUGCCUACUCUGACAUCUCGGAUGCUGGGGAGGAUGGGGAGGGCAAGGUGGACACUGUCAAGUCCAAGGACCCUGAGCAGCUGGUUAAAGAGGGGGCUAAGAAAACACUUUUCCCCCCUCAGCCGCAGAGCAAAGACUCACCAUAUUAUCAAGGCUUUGAAAGUUACUACUCUCCAGGUUAUGCGCAGUCCAGCCCAGGGGCUCUCAACUCAAGCAGCCAGUCAGGAAUGGAGGGCCAGGCCCUCAAGACAAAGAAGGAUGAGGAGCCCGAGAGCAUAGAAGGGAAAGUGAAGAAUGAUGUCUGUGAGGAAAAGAAACCUGAACUGAGCAGUUCCAGUCAGCAGCCCUCUGUCAUCCAGCAGCGGCCCAACAUGUACAUGCAGUCCCUGUACUACAACCAGUAUGCCUACGUGCCUCCCUACGGCUACAGCGACCAGACUUACCACCCCCACCUCCUGAGCACCAACGCAGCUUACCGACAGCAGUACGAAGAGCAGCAGAAACGGCAGAGCCUGGAGCAGCAGCAGCGGGGACUGGACAAGAAGGCAGAGCUGGGCCUGAAAGAGCGGGAAGCACCACUCAAGGAAGAGUGGAAGCAGAAGCCGUCAAUCCCACCAACUCUCACCAAGGCUCCCAGCUUGACAGACUUGGUGAAGUCAGGGCCAGGCAAAGCCAAGGAGCCAGGAGCUGAUCCUGCCAAGUCCGUCAUCAUUCCCAAAUUAGAUGACUCAUCAAAACUCCCGGGCCAGGCUCCUGAAGGCCUUAAAGGGAAGCUGGGUGAGGCCAGCCACCUAGGCAAGGAGGCCUCUGAGGCUAAGACAGGCACUGAGUGUGGCCGACAGGCAGAGGUGGAUCCAAUACUCUGGUACCGACAGGAGACAGAGCCCCGGAUGUGGACAUAUGUGUAUCCUGCCAAGUACUCAGACAUCAAAUCAGAGGAUGAUCGGUGGAAAGAGGAGCGGGACCGGAAAUUAAAGGAGGAAAGGAGUCGGAGUAAGGACUCGGUUCCCAAGGAAGAUGGGAAAGAGAGUACAAGUACUGAGUGCAAGCUACCCGCCUCCGAGGAGUCCCGCCUUGGGAGCAAGGAGCCCCGGCCAAGUGUCCAUGUGCCUGUGUCCUCCCCGCUCCCCCAGCACCAGUCCUACAUCCCCUACAUGCACGGCUACUCUUACAGCCAGUCCUAUGACCCCAACCACCCCAGCUACCGGGGCAUGCCUGCUGUGAUGAUGCAGAACUACCCAGGUUCCUACCUGCCUUCCAGCUACUCUUUCUCCCCCUAUGGCAGCAAGGUCUCAGGUGGUGAGGAUGCUGACAAGGCACGUGCCAGCCCCAGUGUGAGCUGUAAAGCCAGCUCAGAGUCCAAAGCCCUGGACAUCUUGCAGCAACAUGCCAGUCACUACAAAAGCAAGUCUCCCACGAUAAGUGAUAAAAGUUCUCAGGAGAGAGAUCGGGGAGGCUGUGGGGUAGUUGGGGGUGGUGGCAGCUGUAGCAGUGUUGGGGGAGCAGGAGGUGGUGACAGGAGUGCCGACCGGCCCCGCACUUCCCCUUCCCAGCGUCUGAUGUCCACACACCACCACCACCACCACUUGGGCUACUCCUUGCUCCCAGCACAGUACAACCUACCCUAUGCCGCAGGGCUUUCUUCUACAGCCAUUGUUGCCAGCCAGCAAGGCUCAACUCCCUCACUCUACCCACCCCCCAGGAGGUGAGAAUGAACACCAAGUGCCCAGAUGAAGUCAGCUUCGUGGGCCAGCCUGGCUCAUUUGAGGUGCUGCUGGAGAUGCCAUUUUACCAUCGGUUACACGGUGCUGAUCAUCCUGUUUGCCAUUCCUACCGUGACUGAAGGCAGACCCUUGGCUAUCUCACCUCCACGUGACCCUUCCUCUUCCUCAGGAGCUGAAGAACUGGUACUUUGCAAAAAUAUUUAUUCUCUCAGCCACAGUUAAGACUGUUGUGGCGUCUGUGGAGAUGAAGGCAUAGGAGCAACGGAGGGAACAGAGCCUCAUCCCAGAGAAGUUCCUGCUCUGUUAACCCAGCCCCUAGUCUACCGCCAGAGCAGAACCCUACACCGCCUGGGAGGGACCCCAAGCCUGGGGUAAGGUCUGAAGAGAGCACAGCAGCCAUGUCCCUUGCAUUGCCAUUACCACCGUCAGGACCCCCUGUCUCCUCAGUGGUUUGGGCCCUGGGAACUGGCAGCACGUGGAGAAAUUAGAAUCUCAGGAAAGAAGUUGGGGGCUGUUUUCCCUGUGACUGUGAAGACAAGGUCUUCAGGCAUGGAGACAUCCUCCUCUAAUAUGAGCACAGAUGAACGCUCAGAGCCUAACCUGUAAAGGAGAGAGAGUAAGGCGUUUGCCCCACCCCUCCCCCAGAGCCUUGUGCUCCUGUUAGGCAGAAGGUAGGGUUCUAGCACCAGCACAGGGUUCCCUGGGGAUGCUGGGAGGAGCUGGAGCAUAAAUGGAGUCUGUGAAAUUGAACCUGCUUCCUCACCAAAAUUCCUGCCGCUUUUCAUCUCCCAACUCCUUGCCCUUUCUCUUUUUAACCCCUUGGUGCCUUUCCCAGGGGCGGGGGGGAUCCCCAUACUGACCUCUUCUACUGCUUGUCUCUUACAACUCAGGCAGAAUAGACUUCUCUCAGCAUGGGUAACCUUGGAGUCUGCCACAUCACUUUAGAGCAUGAACCAGAAGGCAGGCUGUGGGAACACCCAGCAGUUCUCGGAGACAUUCAGUCUUCUGAGUAUCUUUCUCAUUUAGGGUCACAAA